CAACAUGAUGAGAGUGCUGAUACUUCUCCGGACUGUGACAGUACUGUCGGUCAAGCUCGGAUUGGCGCUUGCGAGUGAUGAAUCGUCCCACUGCUGUCAAGCGCUCACCGACGCUGGGUUGGGUGACGCGCUAGUGUUUUCUGGUAUCGAGGCCUACGACAAUGAUCUGCAGAAGUACUUUUCGAAAUCUGCAGUCUUGACGCCGGAAUGCUUUUUACAGCCCCGAGAUGCCACGGAAGUAGCUUUGGCAGUGAAGACGCUGGUGGCCGCAAACAAGACCGAGCCAUGUCAAUUCGCGGUCCGUGGCGGGGGCCACACUCAUUUUGCUGGCGCGGCCGGCAUUGAGAAAGGUGUGACAAUCGAUCUCGGCAUGAUGAACGAUGUUACAUAUUUCCAAGACAACAGCUCUGUAUCAGUCGGAGCUGGAGCGGUUUGGAGCGAUGUGUACGAAGCGCUCGACAAGAUCGGCGUCAUGGUCACUGGAGGACGAUCGUCAUCGGUCGGUGUCGGCGGGUUGACCCUUGGAGGAGGAAACUCAUUCUACGCCGCGAGGUACGGAUGGGUGUGUGACAACGUUAUACGGUAUGAAGUCGUACUCGCCAACGGAACGAUCGUGGUCGCAACUAAAGAUGAGCAUCCUGAUCUCUGGCUGGCUCUGAAAGGUGGCAGCAGUAAUUUCGGUGUGGUCACGCGGUACGACUUUGCAACAUUCGAAGGAGGCAAGAUUUUUGGCGGCGUGGUCUUGUAUCCUGGAGACACAGCAGACAAGCAGCUGCAGGCCGUUAUCAAUUUCGGCAACAAUAUCGAGAAAGAUCCCUACGGCUCGGCCAUUGUCAUCAGCGUGAUGAUGUCGGACACGAAGACUCCGAUGUUCAUGAACAGCUAUGACUACACCAAGUCAGUCGAUGAACUGCCAAAGUCUGUCUUUGGAGAAUUCCUCAGCAUACCUGGAAACUUCAGCGAUUCGACAGGCCUCAGAAACAUGACCUCCCUGGCUCAUGAAUUCGAGGUAGCGAAAGAUCAUCGCGUCCAUUUCAGCACCUUGACGUUCAAGAGCGACAUUCGUGUCAUGCGCAAAGCCCAUGAGGCCUAUGAGAAUGUGACAAAGACACUUCUCGACCAGGCCAAGGGGGAUUGGGGGAUAUACACCUUGUACCAGCCAAUCCCAACACUGUUCUCCCAGCACUCCAAGGACAAAGGCGGGAAUGUCUUGGGGCUCGAUCGCUUCAAGGAGAACCUGAUCAUGUAUGAGCCAUACCUCAAAUGGCAGGGUGCGGAACAGGAUGAGCUAUUCCACGCGCAAGCACGGUAUCUUCGGGACACCAUAUCUUCGUACGCGAAGAGCAUCAAAGCAGACAACGAGUGGUUGUAUCUGAAUUAUGCAGACAAAGAGCAGCAGCCUCUGGAAGGAUAUGGCUUGGACAAUGUCCACAAGAUCCGAGCGGCAGCACAGAUAUAUGACCCAGAAGGAGUCUUCCAGUAUAUGAUGCCAGGCGGCUUCAAGAUCUCUCGGGUCAAGGAUUCGACUGUUCCAGGAGCGAAGUCUCAUCCCAGGAUCGGUGCCAUCGCAGGAGGCGUCGUCGGAGGCGUUGUCGGAGCGGCUCUAGUCCUUGGAGUUGUUUUUUUCUUCUUGCUCAACGCUCGCCCGCAGCCGAAUGCGCAUAAAGUCGUGGACCCUGUUAUCGUUCAUCCCAAAGCGUAGCGCGAUAGCUGAGUAGAUUACAUGGACCUGGCGAUUUGUCUUGGUGUAUGCUUCGGACUUCGGAGUCUGCGGCUUCCACUGUAUGCUCGUGCCUUGCGUGGAGCUCAUCGUCCUUCAGCGCGAAGACAUCCUGCGCUAUGGCUUCAUCUGCGGUCGAAAGAUGGUAAUAAUGUAGAGUUGAGAAGACAGCAGUGUGUUGGUGUCUCAGAUCAGCACAAGCUGGCGCUCGGCAGUCGCGUUUGCGGUGCGCCGGCAAAACCUUUCUGCCCUCUCCUUUC
Messenger RNA from Pseudocercospora fijiensis CIRAD86, 1980 nucleotides. RefSeq lists its product as uncharacterized. The record is from RefSeq and is a predicted model, not a curated record. Bases 5 to 1702 code for a protein of 565 amino acids. Gene Ontology annotation, molecular function: FAD binding. The transcript has 5 exons. Lineage: Eukaryota; Fungi; Ascomycota; Dothideomycetes; Mycosphaerellales; Mycosphaerellaceae.